ACGUUCGAUCGAACAGUUCACAAGUAUUCCAACCAAGCAAGCAUACCAAAUUACGUAACCAUGAAGGUCGCCAUUGUUGCUGUUGUUCUUGCUCUUGCCGUCGUUUCGGAGGCUGGUGUCCUGCCAUGGGGCUGGCCAUACGCUGGACUUCCUGCUGCUGUCCCCGUAGCUUCGUGGCCACCGGCAGCCAUCCAUGCCGCCUACCCGGCGUUCGCCCCUCAUGCCGCCAUCUAUGCCGCUCCACAUGCCGCCAUCUUGGCCGCUCCUCAUGCUCCAGUUGCUUCGGUUGCUCACCAUGGCGGUGUUGUUCCUGGGGCCACCUCCGUCACCGCUACCCGAGGUGCUGUGCAUGUUGCCCCUCUGCCCGGACAUGCCGUCUCCCAGCAACAGCUGAACCUGGCCCCGGCACCAGGAACCAUCUAAGUCGAACGGAGCAAAAGAUGCACCUAAACCAACCGGAACCCAUCAUCCCAUCUGUGCGCCCGUCGUGCAAUACGCUGAACAAGUGAUAACAUACUCAUUAGCUGCUAAGUAGUUCGUUCGUUUGCGAUCUGUGUUCGUUUCUAUUGAUUCCUGCAAAUGUUUGAAUAAAAGCAAGAAUGCAAAGCAUUUUAUAA
Anopheles moucheti is the source of this 617-nucleotide messenger RNA. Its product is annotated as adult cuticle protein 1-like. NCBI's taxonomy places the organism in Eukaryota, Metazoa, Arthropoda, Insecta, Diptera, Culicidae. The record is from RefSeq and is a predicted model, not a curated record. Bases 61 to 423 code for a protein of 120 amino acids. The transcript has 2 exons.